CCCCUCGCAGGUCCUGGACGUAGGAGUGCCUGGCUAGGAUGAGAGGGACUGUGUUGGAACUUCUCUCGGCGCCCAGAAGACUUUUACGUGCAGCCGGCCCUCAGUAAUGGUAUAGGUGGCAGUAAAAGAGCCCGAGCCUUUAUUUUACGAACGACUUCAGCUUCUAGGUCUCUUCUUUCUACUCUACCCAUAAAAUGGUGCACUUUCCCUUUAAGACUAAAAUGGUGGCUCGUUAGGAUCAGGACUCCACUUCCGGUGGGGAGGGGGGCGGGACCCCAGCCCGCUCAAGCCGGAAGUGGUUUGAGUUUUCAAGAUGGCGACUCCCUAUGUAACAGAUGAGACCGGCGGGAAGUACAUCGCCUCAACACAGCGGCCUGACGGGACCUGGCGUAAGCAGCGGAGGGUGAAAGAAGGCUACGUACCCCAGGAGGAGGUCCCCGUGUAUGAAAACAAGUAUGUAAAGUUUUUCAAGAGUAAACCAGAACUUCCCCCAGGGCUGAGCCCUGAGGCCACUGCUCCUGUCACCCCAUCCAGACCUGAAGGUGGUGAACCAGGCCUCUCCAAAACAGCCAAGCGAAACCUGAAGCGAAAGGAGAAGAGGCGGCAGCAGCAAGAGAAAGGAGAGGUAGAGGCCUUGAUUAGGACUCUUGAUAAGGUGUCCCUGGGAGAGACAGCCCAACUCCCCAGUGCUCCGCCAGGCUCCCAGGCAGCCCCUACAGCUGCCUCUGACCUGCCUGAUUCUGCUGUCACCACUGAGAAAGCCAAGAAGAUUAAGAACCUAAAGAAGAAGCUUCGGCAGGUGGAAGAGCUGCAGCAGCGGAUCCAGAGUGGGGAAGUCAGCCAGCCCAGCAAAGAGCAGCUGGAGAAGCUCGCAAGGAGGAGGGUGCUGGAGGAAGAGCUAGAGGACUUGGAGCUAGGCCUGUGAGGCCUGGGGAGUAGGGAAUGGACUGCAGAACAAACCACAGGGCUCUCUGGGGUCCAGAGGGGUGUGAGCGGGAGCAGUCAGGAGGGGCACCCCCUCCCAGCUCACUACUUCCACCUCUCAUGGCCCACCUCUGUCCUCCAGAGCACAGUCUCUCCCUCAUUCCUUCCCUCCUCUUCCCAACUCCUGUUUUUUGGACUUUCUCCUUCCCAUUCCCAGUGUUCAAAAUCUCAGUGACUAUCCCAGAUACCUGAUUUGGGUGUCUUGUUUAAAAGAAAAUCAGAUGAAUGGGAAACCUGGGAGGUGAGUGGGAAUCUGGGAGAACCGAGAUGGAGGGUGGAGGAGCAUACCCAGUCUUGGAGUCUUGAGUCUUGGUUCCUGUUCACAGUGUUUAUGAGUUAUUUCCUUGUCUACCCCAACCUCUUUUUCCUUUUUUUUUUUAAGAACAAAAAUAAACUCAAGUAGACAACAUGCA
Molecule: messenger RNA, 1397 nt
Organism: Heterocephalus glaber (naked mole-rat)
Lineage: Eukaryota; Metazoa; Chordata; Mammalia; Rodentia; Bathyergidae
Gene: Pym1
Product: PYM1 exon junction complex associated factor
Biological process (GO): exon-exon junction complex disassembly
Cellular component (GO): exon-exon junction complex; cytoplasm
Molecular function (GO): RNA binding
Source: RefSeq, a predicted model, not a curated record